Messenger RNA from Paramecium tetraurelia, 3087 nucleotides. RefSeq lists its product as uncharacterized. The transcript has 6 exons. Lineage: Eukaryota; Ciliophora; Oligohymenophorea; Peniculida; Parameciidae. The record is from RefSeq and is a predicted model, not a curated record.
AUGAAAUUAGUGAAACCGCCUCUCUAGGUUAAGGAAAAAUAAUGGGACAAUCGUUUUUAUUUGGGAAAGCUGAGUGAUCACGAAAUUAAGAAAUAGUUUAUGAUUAAGAAGAAAUCUGUAAGAAGACCAACAUCAACGAAUAAAAUUGUAGUAGAUGAAAAACCGCAAGCAAUACGACUUUAUGAAUUAUAAUUAUUGUGGGAAUAAUUCCGUAUUCCUCAAUUUCAUAGGGCAUACUUUCUUCAAUAUAAUGAAAAAGAUCUUGAUGCUAUUUUAAGGGAAACAGCUGAAAUAAAGAUAAAGUAAUCCAUAGUACAAAAGUUAAUGAGUCUAAUUAAAGGUAGGGAGAGAUGCUUAAACUAUUUAAAAACUGAAACAUUUGAGGAACAUAAAUUCUCAGAGCUUUUAUUUCAUCUUCGAAUUUUAACAGUCAAUGUUAUUGAGCAAUUUAAAAAAUGGAGAGAUUCCCUCAAUAGAUGUGUUAGGUGGAGAAUAGACGAAAUCGAUUAUCUCGUUAAAUUAAGAACAGACAUUGAUUUUCUAAAAGAAUACUAUUAAGAUUACUAGAGAGACCCAUUUAUGUUGUGGUUGUAUAAAUUAGGUAAGUUUGACGCAGUGCAUUCGAAUUAUCAUUAACUAUAGAAAGACAUGAUGAAAAGAAUUCGUGAUUGUGAAAUUUUACUCAUAGAGAAUGAUUACUUUGACAUGUAAACCAACAUUUUAUCAAGAAAAGAAGCCUAACUGAUAAAUAAAUAUCUAAGAGAAUCUACAAUUCAAAUGGAAGAUUAACUAAAAAGUUAAGAGUUAAAACCUUUUAGUCCCAACAUUAAAUAGACUAAAACAGUUUAAAUUUAGGAUAAUCUGACUAUAGUUCCAUAAAUUGUUAGAAAUAAAGAUUAAUUCAUCAAUCUAUUGAAUCAAGUUAAAAAUGAUAGCGAUAUUGAGAGUUCAUUUCCGAUGAGAGACAAUUUGUUUGAAAUAAUUGAUUUUCAGGAUUGUCAUAUUUUAGCAUUUAUGUAGCAUUAAAAAAUUAAAGGCAUUUGCAUUAGUUAAAGCGAUUAGUCUGAAUAAUAUCGUAAAGUCAUUAUAGAAUAAAUUAAAUUGGAAAGUUUGCAGCUGUUUCCUCAAUUCAUCUAAUAAUUAACCAAUUAUUUAAUUGGAAAUGAAAUAACAAUCAAAUUGGUUCAUUAUAUGUAGAAUGAAAAACUAAUUGACUGUGAGUAUUUAAAAGUUGCAUUAAAAUAAGAAGGAUUCAGAUGGAAGUAGUAGACAAAUGAUUGUGAAAGAAAUAUCAGAUAUACAAUUUACUAUAAGAAGAAGGAAUAUCAAAACCAAAUAAUGAAUCAGUUUAAAUUUAAUUUUCAUGUUCAUAGUACAAAAUUAAAUUAAUUGAUGCAAUUGGUUUAUAAUAAUAUCCAUGAAAGCACUGAUAUAGCUUAAAAAUUUAAACGUUAUGCUGAUUCAAGGAAAUUUGAACAUAAUCCCCCUCAAAUAAAAUUGAAACCACACGUCUGUGAUGACAGAAUAAUUUUAUUGGAUCUAAAAAUUAAAUUACCAGCUUUUAAAACAGAAGUUAGAAAUGAAUAUAAAUAUUACAGAAUUAUUUAAGAACCUGAAAUAAGUAAUAUUUCUUUUAUAGAAAUAGAUGGAUAAAUUAUAUAUGCCUUAUCCUUAUUGGACAAUGAUUAUAAUAUCCUUAUUUCUAAAGAUCAAAUCAACCAUGAAACAAUUUAAAUAUCCUAAUUUUAACCAACAUAGGAAGAUCUCUCAAUUCCAAUGUUUUGUUAUAAUGAUGAAAUAGCAGACAUUUUUAAUCAUCACAUCAAAUUGCAAUUUGAACACUUCAUGGUAAUCAAUAGGAAGCCUAACACUCAACAGUAAUCAAUUGAAAUUAAGCCUGAAACCUUUUAUUUUUCCAUACUAUACGAAGGACAUAUAAUAAACUCAUUUAAGAUUCAGCAUCAUCAUCUGAUAAAAUUUAAGCCAUUUAAGUCGUAACUCAAGAUAAGUGAGGAUGUCAAUAUUGAUACAUCUAAAUUUAUCUUACCUUGCUUCCCAUUAAUUUAGAAAACUCUUGAAUCUGAGCCACUUAAAGUCAUUAUUAAGAAUUAUGAAUGUAUAUGUGCAUUAGACAAUUAUGCGAGUGCUAGAAAAUGGGUGAUUUAUACAAUUGUCGGAUGCCAAGAGAGUCAAUUCAAGGAUGUGCUUGAAUCCUUAAUAACUUAAUUGACCAUAAUUGACCCGAAUAUUUAAGAAGUUGGUAUUGAUUUUUAUCAUGAGAUGGUGAAUGGAGAAUAUACUGUUAAUAAAAAUGUUUAGAAGCAACUUACAUCGCUUGGAUUCAAGUGGAAAAUAUAGAUAAAUGAAGCCAAUGAACACACAAGAUUUACUAAAUAUUUAUUAAAAUUACAGAGAGAAACACAAGUUGUUGACAAUCUAGUGGUUCAAUAUUUUUGUACCCAAGACUUCGCAGAUGUCAACGUUUAGCCAUUAAUUCAAUAGUUUUCAAUAUUUUAUUAAACUUUGACUCAAUCUCAAUUAGUUGUAAAGAGGAACAAUUUAAUUCCUUUUUCAAAAUAUUAUAAUAAGGAUAUUCCUCCUGAAUUAUAGACUGAUUAAAUGUUAGAAACUAGAAUUUCAUAAAUUUUAUAAAAUUGCAAGUACGGAACCAAGAAUAACAUUGAUUACAUCAUUUUUAAUGUAAGUGUAACUAUUAAUAUGAAGAACUAAGUUAUUACGAGUAAUAAGCAUCCUGAGUUGGGGACUAUUUACUUUAUUUAACUCUUUGACAUCGUCCUAUGUUUCUAUCAAUUGGAGAAAGAGAUUAAUACAGAACGCAUAGCCAGUUUGAUUUAAUAAUCUACAAGUGAUGAGAAUGAAUAAUAGGGAAGCUUAGGUGUUGAAUUCAGUCAAUACAGCAAAGCGGGUAGCAACUACUCUAUGGAGAUAAACUUAACUAUGGAGAAGCGCAUCGCCAUAGAGAUGUAGGAUUUUAAGACUAUAUCGAAACCUUACUUUAUUGGCUUAAUUGAGCCUAAUUGGUAUGAGAAACAUAAUUAGAUGAUAGCAUCUAUGAUAAUUUUAUGA